AUGUCCUUCUGCAGAAAAGCACGGUAUUCGGGCAAAGUUCCCGCCAUACUCAGCGAUAUCGGGGACUUCUCCGAGCACAUCAUGCAAGCCCUCGCUUGGUUUCCUUACAUCCUCUCCCCUGUACUUGCGUGCAGCUCAACUGAAUCGACCCCGCUGACAAAGCGAGGCUUGCGAGGAAGCGUGACGUAUUGUGACAAUACCCGACCGCUAGGACCUUUGAUGCGAGCUCAGAACCUCAGAAUAUCCGAUUCCCGAGCCGUAGGACCAACCAGUGCUGCUGGCUGUAUUCUAGCGGCGCCAACAGGUUGUGCUGACUAUGAGCUCGAUGUUGAUGCUACCUUCCUUCCAGCAUCAACACCCAUGUCUCAAAACAGCCAACAAGAUUACUUUCCGAUGAAGCCCUGUCGAUCUAUCUGUUCAUGGUACAAUAGACCAAGAUCAUGCGAGAACCGACCGGCUCCCAUUCUUCUCGCACGAGAUCCACUGCUAGAACAGAUUCUCCACGAUUUCUUGCGGGGUAAGGAACUAGAUCUGAGCAAUAAGAAAGUUGUAUCCAUCGAACGCACUAGAAUAUCUCAUUUGCACACAAGGAUGGCGUUGAAUGACCUUCGUAAAGACGACACUCUGGGCCUUCAUAUCGAAACGCUCGAUCACCCACUGAAAUCAAACAUAUCCCAGAAUGUACCCAUCGAGAACAGGGACUUGAAAGAGCGACGCCUUGUGCGGAGGAUUGACGUUCGGAUGAUGCCCUUGAUGAUGCUACUCUAUAAGUUCAUCCAGAUUUUUCAUAGCGGAGCUCUCACUGACAUGGUUACUGAGAAGUACAUGAAUCACCCUAACUGUGAUCAGAUCGCGACAGCCCGUCUAGGAAACUUUGAAAAGGACAUCGGCCUGGUUGGAACCCAGUACAAUACCAUUAUCAGUGUCUUCUUCGUUGGAUACAUCCUCACACAGGUUCCCACAAACAUGAUUCUCAACAAGAUGAGACCCAGCAUCUUUCUUCCAGUCGUCAUGUGCUGUUGGGCUGUGGUCAGUGCCUCCACCGGCGCUGUUCAAAACUACAAGGGAGCUGUAGUUCUCCGAUUUCUCCUGGGCUUUGUUGAGGCACCCUUCUUCCCUGGUGCCUUGUACCUCUUCAGCUCGUGGUAUACUAAGAAGGAGCUCGCUGUCCGUAUCUCGGUACUUUAUGCUGCAGGACAGAUGGCAGGUGCUUUCGGUGGCCUUCUGGGCAGCGCCAUCAUGGGAGGCAUGAAUGGAAAGCUGGGCCUCGCAGAUUGGAGAUGGCUUUUCAUCAUUGAGGGCACAAUCCCAAUUCCGGUCGCCAUCGUUACGUAUCUCACACUUCCGGACUAUCCAGCGACUACCAAAUGGCUCACCGAUGAGGAGAGAAAGCUUGCUAUCCUUCGAAUCACCGAAGAAGCAGUCGAAGAAGAUAAUCGAGAAGAAGCAUCAGCGUUGCAAGGUCUGAAGAUGACGUUUACGGAUCCAGCACUAUACAUGAUCUGGCUCAUGCAGCUCGGACUCAACACUGCGGCUGCUUUUACCAACUUCUUUCCCACCAUUGUAGCGACACUCGGUUACAACCAAAGAAAUACAUUGCUUCUCUCUGCUCCGCCAUACGUGUUCGCAGCGAUAUUGGGCAUCACAAACUCUUGGCAUAGCGACAAGCAUCGUGAGAGAUGGCUGCACAUCGUGUGGCCGCAGGUCUUUUGCAGCGUCGGCUUCAUCAUCUCGGCAACUACUCUCAACGUUGCAGCCCGAUACACGGCGACAUUCAUGAUGAUGAGUGUAUAUGGCUCGUUCGGAUGUAUCUUGUCAUGGGUCUCGACCACACUUCCUCGGCCGGCGACUAAACGAGCUGUAUCAUACGCUGUCGUGAACGCCGGAUCUAACCUGGCUUCUAUUUACGCAAGCUACUUUUACCCAAAGUCCCAUGGCCCGCAGUAUUGGCAGGCAAACAUCAUUAAUGUGGCCUUCUCUGGAAUGUGCAUUCUUCUGGCCACUUCGCUGCACUUCUACCUUCGUUGGCGUAACCAUAAGCUUCGCGUUGCCGGGGACAAGGAUCUUCAGAACGAAGGCACACGCUUGGGAUCACGGUCGACUAAGUUGGGUGAAAAAUGGCAGUGCCACCCUACCUAUCAGUAUACUUUGUAG
Messenger RNA from Colletotrichum lupini, 2154 nucleotides. RefSeq lists its product as uncharacterized. NCBI's taxonomy places the organism in Eukaryota, Fungi, Ascomycota, Sordariomycetes, Glomerellales, Glomerellaceae. The record is from RefSeq and is a predicted model, not a curated record. Bases 1 to 2154 code for a protein of 717 amino acids. Gene Ontology annotation, biological process: transmembrane transport. Gene Ontology annotation, cellular component: membrane. Gene Ontology annotation, molecular function: transmembrane transporter activity. The transcript has 9 exons.